GUUGGCCGUCUUUCUUUGACCUUGUGAAGGAGGAGUCCAUCGUCCAGACUGAUGAUUUUUCCUAUGGGAUGCACAGAGUGGAGACUACCUGCAGCCAGUGUGGAGCUCAUCUGGGACACCUGUUUGAUGAUGGACCAAGGCCCACUGGAAAACGCUACUGCAUUAACUCUGCCUCACUGGCUUUCCAGCCUAAAGACACCUUGUCCACCUCCAGCUCCAUGGCUGAAGGUGGAACUGCCAGCAGCUCAGUGAGUGAUGGGAAGAUGGAGCUCUGAAAGAAAGACUGUCUGCUGACUGUGUAUGAAGUCUAAUAGUACACAUACAUAAAUUACUUAAUGUAGUUAGGUUCUGUAUUUUUGAUGCAAGAUGUGAAGAUAGAGUAGAUUGGAUAUUGCAAAAGGAUGGAAUGCGUUCAGGCAUCAGACACAGGCCAGAGAAAUACUUUCUGGUGUAUAAUCUUCAUCACUCAUCAAACAUCACUAGGAGUGCACGCUUCCAAAACAGCCAUUUUGUAGUCACAGCCAAAGCUGUAAAACACACUAUAUCAGCUGAUUGCCUUAAAGGGAACAUAAGUAUUUAAUAACCUGUGUUCUAUUCUCAGAUAUUUUUAAGCUGACUCUUGGUCAUGAUAACAUUAUUUGUAGAGAUUUGGGGAAAAGGGAGCAGAAAGAGUUUGUUAUAGUAACGACAGGGAGAAAAAUGCUAGAGGUCUUGAGAUGAUUUUGUUUAGACACUUUUGUUGCUGCAUUUCCCAACUCUGUCUCCAGCUGAGGGAGUGAAUAAAAUGUUAUGAUGGACAUGACCCUGGUAAAAAAAAUUAACAUUCAUGUUGACAAAUACCAUACCACAAGUUUCCCUUAUUUCCCUUUAAUUUUCUAGAUCUGGGCAAUAGCAUUUGGUCUGCUAAUUUAAAUAUGUAGGUGCUGUGUAGUAGUAGAGAACACACACAUAUACAUAAAUAUGUAUAAUGUAUAUCUAUAUAUAUAAUGUAGAGCUUGGGAUAUUCUAACUAAAAAAAUGUUUUAUUAGAAUAUAUUUUUUAAGUGAUAUUUGAUACUGAGAUACUAUGCAAAUGCUUCUGUCAGCAGUGAUACAGGCAGUGACUGUGCAUACUGUGACAGAUAGCAUUUGAUAGUAAACAAAUAAUUUACUGUGGCAUUUAGGUCACUUCCUGUAUUUGUUCCUUCUCUAGUUCUUCACUUUAGUAAAUAUGUUUGGUCACAGCUUGCAUUAAAAAAGUUAAUGGGUCAAUAAAUACAAUAAAACAAUAAAAUAUCUAGAAACAGA
This is a messenger RNA of Morone saxatilis (striped sea-bass), 1287 nucleotides long. RefSeq names its product methionine-R-sulfoxide reductase B3-like. Gene Ontology annotation, cellular component: cytoplasm. The record is from RefSeq and is a predicted model, not a curated record. Lineage: Eukaryota; Metazoa; Chordata; Actinopteri; Moronidae. Gene Ontology annotation, molecular function: peptide-methionine (R)-S-oxide reductase activity. Gene Ontology annotation, biological process: protein repair; response to oxidative stress.